Molecule: messenger RNA, 900 nt
Organism: Hylaeus volcanicus
Lineage: Eukaryota; Metazoa; Arthropoda; Insecta; Hymenoptera; Colletidae
Exons: 4
Coding region: 93-662 (189 amino acids)
Biological process (GO): cytoplasmic translation
Cellular component (GO): ribosome; cytosolic large ribosomal subunit
Molecular function (GO): structural constituent of ribosome; rRNA binding
Source: RefSeq, a predicted model, not a curated record
CUGACCCAAAAUUUGUGAAUUAGGCACGUCAACGGAUUUGACAGCAGCUUUUUUCGGGGUGCAUUUGCGGAAGAUCGUUAGAGUAGAGGACCAUGAAGCUUCUUCAUAGCAGUGAUACAGUCUCUGUUCCUGACGAUGUCACCGUUAGUGUGAAAUCUCGAGUGGUUACAGUUGAAGGGAAGUAUGGAAAACUCGUUCAUGCGUUCAAGCAUAUUCCUGUUGAUUUAAAGCUGACGAAUAAUAAUAAGCUUAUUAAAGUUGAAAUGUGGUUCUCAACUUCAACUCAAAGAGCGUGUAUCCGAACACUAUGUAGUCAUAUCAAAAAUAUGAUUAUUGGUGUAUCGAAGAAAUUCCAAUAUAAAAUGCGUCUAGUCUAUGCUCACUUUCCCAUUAAUGCCACUAUAACUAAUGACAGCUCAUGUUUGGAAGUACGCAACUUUAUGGGAGAAAAGAAAUUAAGAAAAAUUAAUUUACUCCCUGGCGUCACUGUUGACAAAUCUAAAGAUGUAAAAGACGAGUUGAUUUUAACAGGAAUAAAUAUUGACACUGUUUCACGUUCAGCGGCUCUUAUUCAUCAAUCCACUUUAGUGCGGGAGAAAGAUAUUAGAAAGUUCCUUGAUGGUAUCUAUGUUUCUGAAAAGACUACAGUGGAGGCCAUGUAAAAUAUUACGUUCUCGUUUUUUUUUUUAACACAAAAUUAAAUAUAAUUUCUCUGAGAGUCGUGUUCGUUUCAACAUAAAAACAUUAAACACUCACAUUAUGCUUAUUAAAAAAUAGUAAUUUUUUUUUGUAAGUGGAAGUUAAAUAAUAUUAUAAAAAUAUAUGAUUUAUAUAAAACGGGAGUAGGAGAAAGAAUUUACGAUUACAUGUCGUGUUUACUAAAUUGGGACUUGUGGCAUA